CUCAAUAAAGAUACAGACGGCUAGAGCAAGAAAUGUAUGUGGUAACCGGAAAAGUUGCACUAAUUACUGGGGGUGCUCGUGGAAUCGGUGCCGCAAUAGCAAGAGAGCUUCUAAAGGCUGGACUGAAGGGGGUUGUCAUUAUUGAUAUCAACGAAGAAGAGGGGUUACACUUGGUGGACGAAUUUAACAACGAAUUUGGCCAAGGAAAGGCUUUAUUUUUGAAAACGGAUGUGUCGCUUCGCCAAGAGCUUGAUGACGCAUUAAGACGAACAGUGGAAGUGUACUACAAUUUGGAUAUUGUUAUAAACAACGCCGUCGUAAGUGGCGAAAGGGACUGGGAACGAAACAUUGCCGUGAAUUUGAUCGGUACGAUUAAUGGUGCAGUUUUGGCACACGAGAAAUAUUUAGAAAAGUAUAGAAGUGGCGAAGAAGCCGUAAUCAUUAACAUUUCGUCCGUAGCUGGGUUAUACCCUUGUGCUCCGUUCCCCAUCUACGCGACGGCGAAGUCUGGAAUAAUUGGCCUGACGCGCACAUUGGGGUGUACUCCCCAUUAUACUCGAACUAAAAUUAAAGUAAUCGCGGUUUGCCCUGGUGCCACCGACACGCUUUCUGUUAGUCCCAUUAACUUUUUAGGGCCGGCUUAUUUUGAUUUAUACGACGAUCUUCGGAAAUGUACUCCACCACCUCAAAGAGUUUCUUCAGUUUCUAAAGCCGUACUGCAAAUCAUUGAGGGGGGCGAAAGCGGAUCUGUAUGGGUUGUUGCACAAAAUAAGGAACCUUCGGUGGUUAAGUUUUUAGAUAGUGAAUGACAAAAAUUUAUUCCAAAAUGUGGAUGCUUUACGAUCCACAAAUCGAUGGUUAUUGCAACAGGCCUACGAUAUUUAAAAGGUUAUCACAAAUUUAAUCGGAUAAUCGAGUCAGUCUACUCGCUAUGGCAACAAACGUCCUCAUGUAAAUAAAAUUCGACAAAAUUAUGCAAUAAAUUUUUUGUUAAUUUA
This is a messenger RNA of Photinus pyralis (common eastern firefly), 998 nucleotides long. Its product is annotated as 15-hydroxyprostaglandin dehydrogenase [NAD(+)]-like. The record is from RefSeq and is a predicted model, not a curated record. NCBI's taxonomy places the organism in Eukaryota, Metazoa, Arthropoda, Insecta, Coleoptera, Lampyridae. The coding region runs from base 33 to 809 and encodes 258 amino acids. Gene Ontology annotation, cellular component: cytoplasm. Gene Ontology annotation, molecular function: oxidoreductase activity, acting on the CH-OH group of donors, NAD or NADP as acceptor. The transcript has 5 exons.